Dicrocoelium dendriticum is the source of this 3244-nucleotide messenger RNA. NCBI's taxonomy places the organism in Eukaryota, Metazoa, Platyhelminthes, Trematoda, Plagiorchiida, Dicrocoeliidae. The record is from the annotation of a GenBank genome assembly.
AUGCUGCACACAACAGAGGAGGCACUUCGCGAUCAUUUCAAUCGGGCUAUAGGUGCAUGUGACGCCGUGGAACGAGUUAAGAAAAUACGUGACUACGCAUUUGUACACUUUCGCGACCGAAUCCAAGCCAAUACUGCGCUACGGCAGCUAGACGGCACAGUUUUUGAAGGUUCACAGAUAGAAGUGACCUGGGCAAAACCUGUCGACAAAAAUGACAGCGUCCGUAUCAGUAGAACGAACAGUUCGACGGUGAACAAUUUACUCAGUAGACUUCAAUGUGGCUUGAGUAAUCAGGUUCUACCAUCAACUUUGAUACAACCUGUUGGAAUAACAAACUUUACAAACUUGAAUUUGAUGGACAUCACAUCAUCAAAAGCUAAGUUAAAAACGCCCGUGUCUAACUGCCACGAUUCAUCAGCUCUGAAGCUGUUCAACUCCGGGAGCAGCGCGAAUCUGAUACCUCAAAUGUCACCACUAAGCGUUGGCUUCAAAUCUGCAGAAUUCCAGCCAUUGGGAAAAACGGGAAACAUUUCUGGCACAAUGAAUGGGACGCAGCUGAAAAAUAUAUGUUUGGGAAAAGGAUUUGGACUACCGAAGAUCGUCGUGCAUGCACACGAGCCGGGCAGUCACUUGACCGGGGAACAGAACACUCUGUACACGGCGCAGGUACUAAUUCCUGGACUGCAUCGUCAAUUUGUCUCGCCCCUUGUGUUCGUCAGUCCGGAAGAAGCCAUGAAACAUGUCGCUGGAGCCACAUCCCAGUGGCUUUUGUCGCAGUGCUGCAUCAUUCGACCAACUAUUGAGGAGCUUUCCUUGGGGUCCGUAUCGUCAGUACAAUCUACUAACUGCAAGGUACCAGAGUUAUUCAAAAAUCCCUGGGACGUUUCGCAUCCUCUGUUGGCAUCCACCAUUACAAGCGAAGACGCUCAAAACUUGCCACAGUAUAAUAGCUUAGGCAAAUCAUCUUCAAUUACCAAAUGGACGCAUAAAAUGUCGACACAAUACACGACAUUGGAUCCUGCCAGCCCUAGCGAGGGGCGUCAAACAAGCAUUUGUAACACUCAAUCACUGACUGAUCUUGUAGCCCGUGGUGAAGGUCAGAGGGAUAUUGUGCACCCACAGGGUGAUCCAGCAGCUUGGAAGGUGCAGUCCUGUACUUUAAGUUUGGAUCCAGGUCCAGAAAUGCUUGGAUUAGCCACACAAGCUUCGACGAGGUACAGACUUCAAGAAUCCCUGAAUGACAUGCAGUGGCGGGAUGGCACGUCCAUCUCCAUCGACGCAUAUGCUCAUCCACAAGUUUGUGUGGGAUGCAACGGCGAUGUUGGACGGAUGAUAGACGACGAAAAUUUGAUAAAAGAAAAGCUAGGCCGCUGCUAUUGUCUGAAAGCUACCUUGGAUGAUUUGGACUCUGGGAAAGUUCCACUGUCCUUACAGGCUGAAUCCAGCCUACGUUACGAUGAGGAAGUGGACAAGGUUCUAACACCACUAGGCGCUCGGGUACCUCUGGAACAAGCAAACGAAAAUCUAGCACCUCACAAGGACACUACAGUGACGGUGAAACAUAUUUCACCCGGGCCACUGUCAUCUAAUGGGGAAAAGGAGUUUGGAUUGUUAACUAAUGAAUUACGCUGUCCGGGCAGAAAUGUCUCAAUUAAUAACGCUUCUAAUUUUAAUUAUCAGAGCUUUCGACAAACCAACAAUGCUCUGAGCCUUGAACAAAUGGUCAGCCGCUUGUCUAACUUGGGAAAACCAGUAUUGGAGCACACGUACUCACAACAAGGUCUGAGUGAUUCAUUCGCUCGCAUGUAUGUGAAACUGGACAAUCAAGAUUUCAAAAGUAAUCGCUCGACAGAAUCUAAACGGAUGAGUGGUGGUCGAUGUCAUCUUUGCUUGCAGUCAUCUUCUGAAAUCCACUGAAGGCAAAUAGGUCAACCUGAGCACAACAAAGGGCCUUGGAAUGUUGGCCAAUUGAUGAAAAAGCGCUUACAAUCAGAGUUUUAUUAAUGAGGGUGGUGGAUCAAAGUUUCCAAUUAAUUAGGUAUUGAAAAGUUGUUAUUUGAAAGUUCUCUCCGUUUCAUAUGAAACUCCAGCGACGAAUCAAAUACUUUGUUUUAGGACAAACUUAACUAUUUUCAUUGAGCAGAACGACAUAGUCGCAUUUCAGUUUCUAAUAACCUUUCCUUGCCCAUGAAUCCCUGCACUCUAAUCGCACACAAUUUCACCAUCGAUCCACAGAUACCUCACGUGGCUCACAUGCUUUUAAUCGGCAAAACAUUGAAAAAACAUUUUCCCUAACAGAAUCUGCGGAAGAAGUAAUCGAUUUAACCCGAUUACAUUGUUCUCAAAGUUUCUUGAAAACAAAUCAACACGCCGCGGAGUAAAUCAAUGAACUUCAAAAAGAUGAACGACAGAACAAGCAUGAUCAUGACCUCCUUGUCCCAUCUAUGGCAUCCUCUAUGGAGAGACCGGCACACACAAGUCCAGUUUCCUUUUCCGCUUACAAUCAACCACAGAAGAACUCCUUUCUCGUUCGUUUAAGGCACCCAAACUUCGUCAUUCUUCUCUUUUAUAAUUAUGAGAUAAAUGCGAGCAAUGGUAAUUUAGGACUAAUUAGGCAUCACUGUCCUUUGUUUUUGCAUUUCCAUUGUACGGUUUUAAGUUCGAGGCGGCCAGCCAUAAGGUGUUUCACUGACAAAAGUAUCAUCGUUUUUUUUUCUUUGGUAUCUGUCAGUAGCAGAAUCCGCAAGGUCUAGAAAGCUCCAGUACUAACCACUAAGUUGCUUUUGUUCCGCUCAACUCAGCUGCUGUGAGUCGCUCAUCAGGUGAAUAACUUGCAUUUAUUCAAACAACCAUAUUUGAAUUCGACAAUGCUUCGUUUGAAAUUGUUUCUUCUGAUUCAAUUUUGACGGAACUUCAAAACGCGUUGACAUGUUCACUAUUUGUCUUACAAGAUUAUGUACUUAAGAUCAGCCUUCAUCCAAUGUGAUGGCGCUUCAUGUUGAUCAAGGUGAUAGAAAUACAGGUCUGGAAAGAGUAGCGCGCUUGAGGUAUUUUUAUCGGUGCUUUAGUGUACAGCCGUCCCAAUAAUGAGUAGGUUGAUUUGCCUCUUAGGCACCUUUUACGUUUCUUAUGAAACCAUCUUACCUCGUUAGCUGACAAUAGCUUUUGGGGACGUAUUAUCACCAUUCAUUAUUCAGCACAUCAACUAAAGAUAACACACAAAUUCUUUAUUGUUCUUCAACGC